GUUUUUCAAGAAAUUUUUGUGAAAUUAUGAUUACGUAUAUGUAAUAAAACAAACGCAUAGUUUUUUAUCUUUAUUAAUAAUUAAUAAUUAUUACAUUUAAUAAAAAUGGAUUCAAAUAAUGAAUUUUCUAACAAUAAUUGUAAAGUUGUAAUUCCAGAAACAUCAUUUUCUGUAAAAGUUACAAAUAUUAAGAAUCCAUAUUGCAUAAGAAUAUAUGAAACCAAAAAUUAUAUUAAAAAAUCUAGUCUUAUCACUACAAAAUUAGUAAAAUAUAUGAAAAAGGAAAAUUUGAAUUCAAAGAAUAAUGAUGAACUAAAUUUAGGAGAUCUUGUCAUUGUUCAUGGUAAAGUAAGUCAAAACGUGGAUCUUCCAGCAUGGUUUUGCAGAGGAAUAAUUGGCCACUUUAAUCCUACGACUAUGACAUAUAAUGUUCUUUUAAUAGAUCAUGGAAUUUCAGUGACAUUAUUAAAAGAUGAUUUUAUUUCUUUACAACAUGAUAUUAUAUCUGAUAAGUAUUUAACAUCAGUUAUUGGUAUAUAUAACAUAAUACCUACAAUUAUUAAAAAGAAAGAGUCUACGAAUGAAUUUAUACAAUUUGUAACAAAUAAAUGGACAAACAAAGCUAUAAAAUUUAUAAAAGAAUUAAUUAUUGGAUCUAGUAUAAUAUAUUUUGACAGUCUAGUCUGUGAUGAGUAUGGAAAAUAUUAUGGAGAGUUAUAUCUUGUUAUAAAUAAUGAAAUAAUAUGUUUAAGUAAAACUCUAACUGAAAAUGGAUAUGCAACUUAUCUAAAAGGAGAUUUAUUAAAAUUAAUAAAGGAACCAAAUAGCAAGUUCAAAAAAGAAUCUGAGAAUAAUAUUACUACUUAUUAUAUACAAAAAGUAAAUGAUAGUAAUUUACACAAAAAUAAGGAUUAUAUGGUAAAUUUAAGUACAUGUCAUUCUAGAGAAAGCAAUCCUGAAUAUAAAGAAAGGUUUCAUGAAAAAUGUUCAGAUGCAAUAAUAGAAAAUCGUACACGUAAAGUAUUAGUAUACAGCAAUAUAUUAUGUAAAACUUUGAAUUUUGUUACCGAUGCUCAAUUUCCUGCAAAGAUACAUAAGGCUUGGGAUUCAUUAGUGCAAUCAAGUAAACCUAAGAAGAUGCAAUCAUAUAUCUGGCCUGCUAUAAAGCAAAAGCUAGAUGUGGUUGCUAUUGGAACUAAAGAUUCUGGUAAAACAUUCGGAUACAGUUUUGCUAUUACUGGUUUACUUGCUGCACAAGAUUCGUUGCCCGAAGGAAAUAAACCAUCAGUAUUAAUAUUAUGUGCAUCAUCUUCAGAAGCAUUCAGUGUGCAUUCACUUUUCUUGGAAUUUUUGCAAAGUUAUGAUAAUAUUAACACAAUUUUAGCCUUUACUGGAAAAUCGUACAGGUCAUUGGCGGCUGAAAUAUACAAUGGAUGUCAGAUAUUAGUUUCAACACCAAGAUUCUUAGCAAAAUUUAUGAGAACAUACAAAGAUUUGUUAAAUUUUGACAGUCUUUGUCAUUUAAUUCUUGAUAGUGCAGAUGUGAUAUUAGAUAAAUAUUAUGCUUCUAUAGUGGAAUUAUUUGGAAAACAUAAAAUAAUUAAAAAUAGAGAGAAUCAAAAUGACGAAUUAUUUCCACUACAAAUAAUCUUUGCUGCGAGAUAUUUCACAACACCGAUAAGAACACUCGUUCAGAAAGUUAUGUAUAAUCCAUAUAUAUGUAUUACUUCAUUCCUAGAAGCAGUAAUAUUUAAAUCUGUUCAACCAAAGAUGUAUCUUAUAAACUCAAAAUUUAAACUUCAAAAGAUUUUAGAUGUAUUGGAUAAUGAAAACAAGUUAAAAACUAUGAUUAUAUGUACAACUAUCGAUGAAGCAGAAGAAUUAAACGCGUUUUUAUUGAAACAUAAACAAAUACUUCUAGCACAUGAGAAAAAGCAUCUAUUUGAAAUACAAGCUAUUAAAGAAGUAUGGGAAAUAUCUAUUCCUGGUCAUUAUCCUAUUAUAAUAUCUACUGAUGAAGUUUUAUCUGAUUUAAAUAUUACAGAUGUAGAUUGGUUAAUACAUUAUUCUGUUUCAUUACAUGUACAAACAAAAUUUAAUUUCAGAUUUUCAACUCUUAUGAAUAACUUACAAAAGAAAACAACUAAAUGUAAAGUUACAAUAUUUGUAAAUGAAAAUGAUAAUAUACAAUUUUUAAGUAUAAUUAAUAUGAUGAAACGAAUGGGUGUAGUGCUAUCAGAUGAUGUAUUAUUUAAUAUUGAGCGUAUAUCUAUGUCAUUGGAUAAAUGUAAAAAGGAAUAUCCUAUAUGUGACAAAGUGAAAUCAUUAGGAUUUUGUCCAAACAAAAGUUCUUGUGUAUUUAGACAUUGUAUUCUUCCCGACAUUGAUACACCAAUGACAGAAAUAGAAACAGGAGAUAAAGUUAAAUUUAUAAUUACGUAUAUACAUAAUGCAAGUCAUUUUUCAGCCAGAGUGGUAGAAUAUAUAAAAGCAAGUACUUUGGAAAAGAUAGAAUUUUCAAAAAAUGAGUAUAUUAUGCUUACAUCAAAAAUUCAAAAUUUUUAUGGGAAUAUUGAUAACAGGAGGAGAUCUGUUAACGUUAAUGUAGGAGAUAUUUAUGGCUUAGAAGACUCAAUAGAAAGUUUUAAAAGAGUACAAGUCUUACAAAUUAAAGAUGGAAAAAGCAAUCAUUUUGAGAGUAUGGAAAUUGCAGAUGUAAGAUGUAUUGACACUGGCAAUAUAUUAAAUGAUAUUAAGGUACAAAAAUUAUUAUGGUUGCCAGAAGAAUUAUCUAAAUUGCCAGCACAUAUAGUAGAAAUUUUUUUAGUUGGCAUAGCUCCAUGUGAUGAUGAAUAUGAAUGGAAUAAUUGUGCUAAUGAAAUUGCUUAUGAUUGGUUUGUCAAGAAUUUAAAUCAAUAUUCAUAUAUUAUUGGGGAGGUUUCUUUACAUUUGAGUAACAUAAUUUGGGCAAAUACUCUUGAAAUUGGUACAAAGAUGAUUGGACGAUCCGAUAUAGUUGGUCUUAAUUUAAAAACUGAACUUAUAAAUAAACAUCAUGCUGCUGUUAAUAAAGAUCAUAUGCAAAAUAUAUAUACGUUGUGUAAAAAAGGUGGGUUAAUCAAGAACAACAAAUGUGAUUCAGAAUAGUUGAAAUUUUUAUAA
Vespula vulgaris is the source of this 3162-nucleotide messenger RNA. RefSeq names its product putative ATP-dependent RNA helicase TDRD12. NCBI's taxonomy places the organism in Eukaryota, Metazoa, Arthropoda, Insecta, Hymenoptera, Vespidae. Gene Ontology annotation, biological process: transposable element silencing; germ-line stem cell division. Gene Ontology annotation, molecular function: ATP binding; nucleic acid binding; metal ion binding. The record is from RefSeq and is a predicted model, not a curated record. The transcript has 18 exons. The coding region runs from base 106 to 3147 and encodes 1013 amino acids.